This is a messenger RNA of Colletotrichum navitas, 1390 nucleotides long. RefSeq names its product short chain dehydrogenase. Gene Ontology annotation, biological process: sphingolipid biosynthetic process. The coding region runs from base 257 to 1300 and encodes 347 amino acids. Gene Ontology annotation, cellular component: endoplasmic reticulum membrane. The record is from RefSeq and is a predicted model, not a curated record. NCBI's taxonomy places the organism in Eukaryota, Fungi, Ascomycota, Sordariomycetes, Glomerellales, Glomerellaceae. The transcript has 2 exons. Gene Ontology annotation, molecular function: 3-dehydrosphinganine reductase activity.
CAAGAAUUUGGAUAAGCAACCAUUUCACCUUUUUCACUGGCGAAUCGGGGGACAGACCUACUUUACAGUUACUCCAGCCUGCCUGCGAUUAUCAUGGCAACCGUGCGGAUUCGUGCACCAUAGGCUUAGAGCAACACCGAGGAGACUCCACUAAAAACGGCACACCCCUAAUUGCACCGCUCUCCGGCCGCAUUUUCGUCUAAACCACAUUCAGUCUUGAGCAGGCGUAGCCUUUAUCCUUGACGGGUGACAAGCCAUGGACUACACUUCUCAAGCUCUCUGGAUCGCCCUCCCCGCCCUUGCCGCCGCCCUCCUCGCUUCCGCCAUGGGUCUCUUCAACAGAAAGAAUCACAUGCCCGUAGAUGGCAAGACCAUCCUCCUGACCGGCGCCUCGGAAGGCAUGGGCCGCAACGUUGCCCUCCAGCUCGCGGCAAAGGGCGCGAACCUCUUCCUCAUCGCCCGCAACGCCGCCCGCCUCGAGGAGCUCGUCACCGAGCUCAAGGCCGCCGCCAAGCACCCCGAGACCCAGCGCUUCAAGUACGUCACCGCCGACGUGACGGCCGAGGACUACGCGGCCCCCAUCAUCGCUGAGGCCACCGCCUGGAACGGCGGUCGCAGCCCCGACAUUGUUUGGUGCAUCGCCGGCAUGGCCACCACCGGCUUCUUCACCGACGUUCCCUUCUCCGAGACCCGCAGGAACAUGGACGUCAACUUCUACGGCACCGCCGAGAUGGCCCACGCCAUCCUGCGCGAGUGGCUCGCUCCCGACGCCCCCAUCGAGGAUGAGCCCAAGCACCUGAUCAUGACAACGAGUGUUGUUGCCUUCUUCACCAUUGCGGGGUACGCGCCGUACGCCGGCUCCAAGUGGGCCAUCCGCGGGCUGGCCGACACGCUCUCCCAGGAAGUUUUGUUGUAUCCCCAGAACGUCAAGAUCCACGUCGUGUUCCCCGGAACUAUCACCAGCCCCGGCCUGGAGAGGGAGAACGAGACCAAGCCUCAGAUCACCCACCAGCUCGAGGAGCUUGACCCCGUUCAGUCGCCCGAGGAGGUUGCCAGGCUAUCGAUCAAGGGCUUGGAGAGGGGCGAAUACUUCGUCACCGUUGCGUUCCUGGGCAGUCUGAUGAAGUGGAGCGGCCUCGGCGGCUCUAUACGGAACAACUGGGUAGUCGACACGUUCAUGAUCUGGGUCACAUCUUGGGUGUGGGUGUUUAUGCUACCUGACAUGCUGAGACAGUGCAAGAACUUCGGCAAGAAGCAUGGUCACCCGGCUACUUAUGGAAAGCCAAAGCCCAGCGCAUGAGGCAAAAUGACCCGCGAAAACACAAGAAAGGAAAUAGGCGACAGAAGAUACCCGUCACAUUAAUAUGAAGAAGAUUACUAAUGUUUCCCA